AUGGGUCCCCCGUCGACUGCGCCUGACUAUAGUAGUGCCAAAGAUGCAAAGGAACUUUUGGAUAAAAUUGGGCAACAAGUGCACGACAAAGUGAAAAGUGAAUCAAAUGGUUUUAAAGAUGAAUUGGAAGGAAGUUUGUCACUAGCAAAAGUUUCCGGUGUGGAAUUAGCUGACACCCUUGAUCCGUGCAAACUUAUAAAAGAAAAACAUGAGAACCUUAUUGGUGCUCGCGGUGAUCCGUGCGGAAAGGAUGGAACAGGAAAAGAAGACGAUUCAAAACGUUUUUCUAAAGAAAGUGGCGCUGAAUGUGAUGAGAAAAAAAUAAAAGAUAAUAAAAGUAAAGGAGGUAAUAAUGAAGGAGCGUGUGCUCCAUAUAGACGAUUAUCUCUAUGUAACAAAAAUAUGGAAAAAAUGGGCAGAACGUCGACAACGAAGCAUGAUUUGUUGUUAGAUGUGUGUAUGGCAGCAAAUUACGAGGCAGAGUCAUUAAUACCUUAUCAUGACCAAUAUGAAGCAACAUAUAAGGAUUAUGGUUCUACAAUGUGUACUAUGUUGGCACGAAGUUUUGCAGACAUAGGUGAUAUUAUAAGAGGAAGAGAUCUAUACAGUGGUAAUAAGGUGAAAAAAAAAAAAUUAGAUGAUAGUUUGAAAACAAUUUUCGGGAAAAUAUAUGAAGGAUUGACAGGUGGUGUAAAAGAACGCUACACAAAUGACGGUGGAGAUUUCUUUCAAUUACGAGAAGAUUGGUGGACUGCGAAUCGAGAAACAGUAUGGAAAGCCAUGACAUGUAGCGAGCACCUAAAAAAUUCUGCAUAUUUUCGUGUAACAUGCAGUGAUAAACAAGGUGAAUCUAUAGCUAAUCACAAAUGUCGAUGUCCCAUGACAAGUGAUGGCAAGCCCAACGACCAAGUCCCCACAUAUUUUGACUAUGUGCCGCAGUAUCUUCGGUGGUUCGAAGAAUGGGCCGAAGAUUUUUGUAGGAAAAAAAAAAUAUAUGUUGGAAUAGUUAAAAAAUAUUGUCUUGAUGAAACAGAAGAAAAAUAUUGUAGUCUUAAUGGCUGCGAUUGCACACAAACUGUUAGAGCAAAAGGUAAGUUGCGUUAUGGUAAUAGAUGCACGGACUGUUUGUUUGCAUGUCAUCGUUAUGAAAAAUGGAUAGAUAACCAACGAAAACAAUUUCUAAAACAACGAAACAAAUACGCUGACGAAAUAAAAAAAUAUAUAAACGAAGCAUCAAGUAGUAGUGGUAGUGGGAGGCAAAGACGAGGUGCACGUAACGAAAAUUAUGAUGGAUAUGAAAGUAAAUUUUAUGACAUACUUAAAAAUAAGAGAUAUGAAAACGUUGAUGCUUUUUUGGGAUUAUUAAAUAAUGAAAAAGCAUGUCAAGCUGUUACUGACGACAAAGGAGGAAGAAUUAAUUUCAAAAACGUUAAUAGUGGUAAAAAUAGUGGUGGUGGUGAAAGUGGUGAUCGUGGUAAGGGUGCUAGUAGUACUAGUGAUACUAGUGGUACUAAUGAUGAAACAAAAGGAACCUUUUAUCGUUCAAAAUAUUGCCAACCAUGUCCUAUUUGUGGAAUGAAAAAGAAAGGUGGUAAAUGGGAAGCUAAAAAUGAUGAUAAAUGCAAGCGUGGAAAACUUUAUGAGCCUACAAGUAGCGCAAAACCUACUGAAAUUAAAAUCCUUAAAAGUGGUGAAAACCAUGAUGAUAUUGAAAAAAAAUUAGAGGCGUUUUGCGAAACACAAAAUCGUAGUGAUGGUAGUAGUAGUGUUCACGUUGGUGGUGGUAGUGGUGGUGGUGGUGGUAGUGGUGGUGGUGGUGGUAGUGGUGGUGGUGGUGGUAGUGGUGGUGGUGGUGGUAGUGGUGGUGGUGGUGGUAGUGGUGGUGGUGGUGGUAGUGGUGGUGGUGGUGGUAGUGGUGGUGGUGGUGGUAGUGGUGGUGGUGGUGGUAGUGGUGGUGGUGGUGGUAGUGGUGGUGGUGGUGGUAGUGGUGGUGGUGGUGGUAGUGGUGGUGGUGGUGGUAGUGGUGGUGGUGGUGGUAGUGGUGGUGGUGGUGGUAGUGGUGGUGGUGGUGGUAGUGGUAGUAAAAGUGAUAGUCAGAAAUUGUAUGAAGAAUGGAAAUGUUAUAAACAUGACGAGGUACAGAAAGUGCAGGGUCAGGGUGAGGAAGAGGAUGAAGACGAAGUCGAGGAGGAGGACGAUUUAAAAAGUGCAGGCGGAUUAUGUAUAUUGCCAAACCCCAAAAAAAAAGAAGAAAGUGAAGCCAAAUCUCAAAACGAACCUGAGCAAUUCCAAAAGACAUUCUAUGAUUUUUUUACAUAUUGGGUUGCACAUAUGUUAAAAGAUUCCAUACAUUGGAGAACAGAAAAACUCGAUAAGUGUAUAAAUAACACUAAUGGUAAGCAAACAAAAUGUAGAAAAGGAUGCAAAGGUGAUUGCGAUUGUUUUUUAAAAUGGGUUAAUGAAAAGAAAACCGAAUGGGGGAAAAUAAAAGACCAUUUUAAAACGCAAGAAGGUCUUGACAAUGAAGGAGAAAAUGGCAUUCCUGAAAGUACUCGCUUCGGAUUCACGCAUGAUGUUGUUCUUGGAGAGUUUUUGGAAUUACAAUUUUUGAAUGAAAAUAACGAAGAAAAUUCCAAAAAUAGUCUGGAUUCAGAGGAAAUAAAACACCUAAAAAACCUUCGCGAUAUCAUUAAAAAAAAAAAUCAACAAGCAGGAGCUGGUGCCACUGGAAAAAGAACUAUAAUGGAUGAAUUGAUCGACUACGAAGAAGGAAUUGCCAAAGACUGCCAACAAAAAUGCCAAGAAACGCAAAAACCACAACAAGUAGAUAGAGACCUCGCCCGCUCCGCCACCGGCCCACGUGACCCAUCAUCACCUGCCGCCCCCACUGCCGGCCCUGUUGAAUCCGCCGCUGUUGAUGACGAAGAUGACGACAACGAAGAAGAGGAGGAAGAAGAAGAAGAGGAAGACGAAAAGGAGGAAGUCGGCGGCAGUGACGUCGUCGAGGAGAAAGAGGAAAAGGAGGAGGAGAAAGAACCAGAGGAGCAGGUGGAACCACAACCAGCAGCAACAACAACACAAAACGAUGUAAAGGUGUGCGACACAGUGGACAAACUAUUUAAAGACACCACUGCUCUACAGGAUGCAUGUAAUUUAAAAUAUGUGAAAGGCAAAAACUACGGUUGGAGGUGUGUGGCACCAAGUCAUACCACAAGUGAAACCACUGGAAAAAGUGAAUCCGCCACAUCUAGUAGUGGUGCCACCACCGCUCCGGCGCCUUCAUUGACCUCGCCGCAAGCUACCGCAUCCGCCAACUCGGCCAAUUCCGUCUCCUCCGCGGUGUGUAUCCCUCCCAGGAGACGACGAUUAUAUGUGGGGAAAUUGGAACAGUGGGCGAGUGGCGGUAACACACAGGGGGGUGGUGGUAACACACAGGUGACACCACAAGCGGGUGGUAGUGAGGCACAGACACAACCACAAGGCAAGGACGCCGCGUCGACAUCGCCACAAGUGGCUCUCCUCCGCGACGCGUUCAUCCAAUCUGCGGCAAUAGAGACGUUUUUUUUAUGGCAUAAGUAUAAAAUGGAGAAAAAAAAGGAAAAAGAGGAAACACAAGGACAGGUAUAUAAACAAACCGAUGACGAAGACAAAACCCCCCAAGAAUUGUUAAAUAGUGGCAAAAUACCUGAUGGUUUCUUGCGUCAAAUGUUUUAUACCCUAGCAGACUACAAAGAUAUAUUAUUUAGUGGUGAUAAAGACAAGAAGAAUGGUUACAGCGACAUAAUUAAUGGUGAUAAAGAAAUGAAAGCAAAAGAAGAGAAAAUAAAAGAAGCUAUACAAAAGUUUUUCGAACAAACUCGUGGUGCCAUCCCCCCUCCUCCUAGUGGUACAACCCCCUCCUCCUGGUGGGAACAACACGCCGAAUCUAUCUGGAAUGGAAUGAUUUGUGCACUAACAUAUACCGACAACAGCGACACUGUCGCAAAAGGUAAAGCAUCCAUUACGCAGGAUACGGAUUUGAAAGAUGCACUUUGGGACGAAAACGGUGCCACUAACGAGCCCAUCAAAUACAAAUACACCGAAGCCACAGCCAGUGGUGAUAACACCCCCCUCACCCAAUUUGUGUUACGCCCACCCUAUUUCCGUUACCUUGAAGAAUGGGGUGAAACAUUUUGUCGACAAAGGACACGUAUGCUGGCGAAAAUACGGGGGGAGUGUGUGAAAAGUGGUAGUGAACGUUGUAGUGGGGAUGGGGAAGAUUGUAACGAUCAGCUUGAUGCAGAUCCUACUAUUGUUCGGGAUUUUUUGUGUUCGACGUGUGGCAGACAUUGUAGUUUUUAUAAAAAGUGGAUACAAAGAAAAAAAGAAGAAUUUACUGAACAAUAUAAUGCAUAUGGUGGACAAAAAACGAAAUGCCAAACGGAAAGUGAGACUGCUAAAGAAUUUUGUGGAACACUAAAUACAUUCAAUGACGCUGCAAAAUUUUUAGAGAGGUUAAAAUCCGGACCAUGUAAAAAUAAUGAGAAUGUAGAGGAUAAUGGAAAGGAUAAAUUAGAUUUUAGUAAACCAAAUGAAACAUUUGUACCUGCAACAAAUUGUAAACCAUGUUCUUCAUUUAAAAUAGAUUGUAAAAAAGCUAAAUGCAGUAAUCGUGAUGAUACAAACGUGGGGUUCAAUUGCAAAAAGAAUGGAAAUGGUUAUAUUACUUCAGAUCAUAUUAAAAAUGAAGACAAUUUUACUGACACAAUAGAUAUGCUUGUGAGUGAUGACAAUAAAAAUAAAUCUGAAACUGUUUUAGAGGCUUGUGAAGGUGCCGAUAUUUUUGAAGGUAUUAAAGAAAAUAAAUGGAAAUGUGGUAAUGUAUGUGGUUAUGUUGUAUGUAAGCCGGAAAAUGGCAAUGGGAAAAUAGUCAAUGGAAAACCAAAUGGUGAAAACCAAAUUAUAAUAAUUAGAGCACUGUUUAAACGAUGGCUAGAAUAUUUUUUAGAAGAUUAUAAUAAAAUUAGAAAAAAAUUAAAGCCGUGUAUGAAUAAUAGUGAUGGAUCUCCAUGUAUAGAUAAUUAUAAAAAAAAAUAUCAAUGUGUUUUACAAUGGAUAAGUAGGAAAGAGGAAGAAUGGAAAAAAAUAAAAGAACAUUACGAAAAACAAAAACCUAAAAAUGGUGACAAUAACAUGAAAUCUUUGGUUACAGAUAUUUUGAGUGGUUUGUAUCCUCAAACUGAUGUUAACAAAGCUAUAAAACCUUGUAAAGGUUUAACGAAGUUCGAGAGUUUUUGUGGUCUUAAUCGUACUGAGAGCUCAAAAAUAAAAGAUGGUACACCAAAAGAUGUCGUAGAAUGUUUGUUUCAAAAGAUUCAAAAAAAAAUUGAGGAGUGCAAACAGAAACACCCCCAACCUAGUGCCAACAACUGUACCACAUCCCCCACAUCAGACACCCCCCCUGAUGAUGAAGAGGACUUACUCCAUGAAGAGGAAGAAAACCAAGUGAAAGCGCCAGAAAUUUGUCCAACACCACAACAAGAACCAGAAGCAGAGGAUGAAGGCGAAUGUAAAGCAGCAUCACCAGCAACUAGUGAGGAACAAACCAACCAAACCAGCAACCCCCAUGAAACCCCCGUUCUCAAACCCGAAGAAGAAGCAACGGCGCCUACAUCACCACCAAGACCCCCCCUGGUGACAUCCACCCUCGCCUGGAGCGUUGGCAUCGGUUUUGCUGCAUUCACUUAUUUUUAUCUAAAGAAAAAAACCAAAUCAUCUGUUGGAAAUUUAUUCCAAAUACUGCAAAUACCCAAAGGUGAUUAUGAUAUACCUACAUUGAAAUCAACCAAUCGUUAUAUUCCUUAUGCAAGUGAUAGACAUAAAGGUAAAACAUAUAUUUAUAUGGAAGGAGAUACUAGUGGAGAUGAAGAUAAAUAUGCAUUUAUGUCUGAUACUACUGAUGUAACUUCCUCAGAAAGUGAGUAUGAAGAAUUGGAUAUAAAUGAUAUAUAUGUACCAGGUAGUCCUAAAUAUAAAACAUUGAUAGAAGUAGUACUGGAACCAUCAAAAAGAGAUACACAAAAUGAUAUGCCUAGUGAUGAUAUACCUAGUGAUAUACCAAAUAGUGACACACCACCACCCAUUACUGAUGAUGAAUGGAAUCAAUUGAAAAAAGAUUUUAUAUCUAAUAUGUUACAAAAUACACAAAAUACGGAACCAAAUAUUUUACGUGAUAAUGUGGAUAAUAAUACCCAUCCCACCCCAUCACGUCAUACGUUGGACCAAAAACCUUUUAUUAUGUCUAUUCAUGAUAGAAAUUUACUUAAUGGAGAAGAAUACAAUUAUGAUAUGAGCACUAACAGUGGUGAAAAUAAUGUAUACAGUGGUAUUGAUCCAACAAGUGAUAACCGUGAUCCUUAUAGUGAUAAAAAGGAUCCAAUUAGUGGUACAAAAGAUCCAAUUAGUGAUAACCAUCAUCCUUAUAGUGGUAUAGAUUUAAUCAAUGCCGCACUAAAUGGUGAUUAUGACCUUUACGAUGAAAUAUUGAAACGAAAAGAAAAUGAAUUAUUUGGGACAAAUCAUGUGAAACAAACGAGUACACAUAGUGUUGCAAAAAAUACAAAUAGUGAUCCUGUAAUGAACCAACUAGAUUUGUUCCAUAAAUGGUUAGAUAGACAUAGAGAUAUGUGCGAAAAGUGGGAUACAAACAAUAAAAAAGAGGAAUUGUUAGAUAAAUUAAAAGAAGAAUGGAAUAAAGAUAAUAACAAACAUAAUGGUGAAAAUACUAUUAACAAAACGUUGAAUACUGAUGUUUCCAUACAUAUACAUAUGGAUGAUCCUAAACCUACAAAUGAAUUUUCAAAUAUGGAUACAUACCCUAAUAAUUCUUCUAUGGAUAAUAUCUUGGAUGAUCUGGAAAAAUAUAAUGAACCUUAUUAUGAUGUGCAAGAUGAUAUUUAUUAUGAUGUAAAUGAUCAUGACGCAUCAACUGUGGAUAGUAAUAAUAUGGAUGUACCUAGUAAAGUAAAACUUGAAAUGAGUGUGAAGAAUACGCAAAUGAUGGAAGAAAAAUAUCCUAUAGGAGAUGUGUGGGAUAUAUGA
Plasmodium falciparum 3D7 is the source of this 7080-nucleotide messenger RNA. Its product is annotated as erythrocyte membrane protein 1, PfEMP1. The record is from RefSeq and is a predicted model, not a curated record. Gene Ontology annotation, molecular function: host cell surface receptor binding. The coding region runs from base 1 to 7080 and encodes 2359 amino acids. Gene Ontology annotation, cellular component: membrane. The transcript is spliced from 2 exons. NCBI's taxonomy places the organism in Eukaryota, Apicomplexa, Aconoidasida, Haemosporida, Plasmodiidae.